This is a messenger RNA of Schizophyllum commune H4-8, 1809 nucleotides long. RefSeq lists its product as uncharacterized. Bases 1 to 1809 code for a protein of 602 amino acids. The transcript has 2 exons. NCBI's taxonomy places the organism in Eukaryota, Fungi, Basidiomycota, Agaricomycetes, Agaricales, Schizophyllaceae. The record is from RefSeq and is a predicted model, not a curated record.
AUGUCCCCCACCACGGGCUGCAUCAGCAACUGCACCCAGUGCGGGCAGACGACCGUCAGGCCGCUGCAGUUUGACGACCACGCAUGGUUGCCCUCCCUCCGCGCCGGCAACCAUCCUUCGCCUAGCGAAAGCGCUACGCUCGAAGACGAGACGCGCAUGCUCAAGGACUAUGUCAAACAAAUUCAGGCGGAGGAAAUCAAAGCCCAGCAACGCCUUGCGGAUCUGCAAUCCAUGCGCGAGAAAGCCGAACGCGACAUUGAGCGCCGUUCGUCGUAUCUGCUCUCGCCCAUUCGGCGCCUCCCAGACGAACUGCUCUCCGAGAUAUUCCUCCACAUUUUCCCCUUCCCAACCACUCUCAAGUUCAGUGGUCAUCCACCCUUCCCGACGUUCCUGCGUCCCACCUACUUUGCACCACCAUACGUCUGUUCCUGGUGGCGCGAUGUCGCUACUCGCACGCCCAAGAUGCAACCGCUGAUCGAGUUCGACCUGGCGAACCAGGCAAUGCCUCGAAAAUACGUCGGUGUCGACGGUGGUGUGGCCAGACUGCCGUACGCGCACCUUCGCUUGCGCAUGUGCAACAUUCUCGACCGCACCAAUGCACCCCCUUGCCCAGAGGCCCUCGCCUCCCUUCGCACACACUCCACACGUUGGCAAGAGCUGGACCUGUCCUAUCCCUCAUGGCACGUCAUCGAGCACAUCGGCACGCGUCUACCACUCCCCCAGCUCGAGAAGCUGAAUCUGUCACUCCCCAACACCGGCUCGUCCAUGCCAUAUUACAGUUUCGAACAAGGGCAACAGAGAAGCUGGUGGGACGACGCGAAUGCCUCCGAUAACCCAUGCUUAUUCGGGAAUGCCCCGGCGCUACGUUCGCUGGGAUUAUACAAUCGCAUGGGUAAAGCCAUCACAAAGCUGCCCUUCUCCCUUCCCUGGCAGCAGCUCACCGAGCUCUCUGUCAACCCUCACAUCGCCGCCGAACUCUGUGUGGACACCCUCAACCAAUGCACCUCCCUGCAAAAAUUCGCACUUCGCGACAAUCCAAAGAGGAGCGGAUGGUACCUAACGCCGCCAGCCACGACGAAAACCUGCGUCUUCCACGGCACCCACCUCGCUAUCGAGGUCGGAGAUUUGAACAACGCCGCCCCCUUCCUCAACGCCCUCACCGCGCCCUCCAUCACGCACUUCACCUUCUCUCCCUUCAAAGGCAAGGAGCUCAAGUCCCUCCUCAACUUCUUCGAGCGCUCGCAAUGCAGCGUGACGCACCUGGAGCUCCUGACCUCCUCCCCGCACCCCUCAACAGCCGACCUGGAGGCCCUCCUCGCCUACACCCCGCGUCUACAAUACCUCCAGCUCCGCCUCGGCGACGACUGGCAGGUCAUCGAGGUCGCGGACCGCCACCGCGGGCGCGCGCUCCUCGAGACGCUCUGCAGGCUGCGGCGCUCCGGCCGGCUAUCGCACCUGCAGGUCCUCAAGUUCGCGAGCCCGGACUUUUACGAGCAGCACGUCCUGACGCACCUUAUACCGGCGUUCGUGAGGGAGGAGCCACCGCUGCGGCAGUUCUGGAUCGAGACGCCGCUCAAGUCGGAAAGGAUUUGGGAGGAGCUGCUGCCGGAGCUGAUGGAGAGGGUCGAGCUGUAUGGCGUGCAUGAUUCGUUUGAGCUAGCUGGACCGCCCAUUGUGGUGGGAGAACCUAGGACCCUCAGCGAGAUGCUUCUAUACGAGUCGCGCGAGUAUGGCUCGGACUCGGACUGGGAUGACAAGAGCGAUUCGGAGGGCGGGGUUGAGUACGGCGCGUUCGACGGGUACUUCUGA